AUGAAGAGGGAGAACCAGAGCAGUGUGUCUGAAUUCCUCCUCCUGGGGCUCCCCAUCAGACCAGAGCAGCGGAACGUCUUCUUCAUCCUGUUCCUGGCCAUGUACCUCACCACGGUGCUGGGAAACCUGCUCAUCAUCCUGCUCAUCAGGCUGAACUCUCACCUCCACACCCCCAUGUACUUCUUCCUCAGCCAUUUAGCCUUCUCUGACAUCUCUCUUUCAUCCAUUACAGUUCCCAAAAUGCUGAUGAAUAUUCAGUCUCAGCAACAUUCUAUCUCCUACAAUGGAUGCAUCUCUCAGAUGUAUUUUUUUGUUUUUUUUGGCUGCUUGGACAAUUUCCUCCUUGCAGUGAUGGCCUAUGACAGGUAUGUGGCCAUCUGUCAUCCAUUGCACUACAUCACUGUCAUGAGGGAGGAACUCUGUAUCUGCUUAGUUGCUGGGUCUUGGUUCUUCUGUUGUGUCCAUGCGCUGCUCCACACUCUCCUCUUGAUCCAACUGUCCUUCUGUGUCAAAAAUACCAUCCCCAACUUCUUCUGUGACCUUACUGCCCUCCUGAAGCUGAGCUGCUCAGACAUCUCCCUCAAUAAGCUAGCCAUCUUCACUGAGGGAGGAUUACUUUUCAUCCUGCCUCUGAGUGGCAUCCUGGGCUCUUAUAUUCGCAUAGGGAGCACUGUCUUGAGGGUCCCCUCUACAAAGAGAUUCUUUAAAAGCUUUUCUACCUGUGGCUCCCAUCUCUUUGUGGUAUCUUUAUACUAUGGGACACUUGCGGGUGUUUACUUCUUCUCUUCAUUUCAAAGCUCCAGCGACAAAGACAUAGUUGCGUCUGUAAUUUAUACAGUAGUUACACCCUUGCUGAACCCUUUCAUCUACAGCUUGAGGAACAAAGAUAUAAAACAGGCUUUAGAGAUAUUUGUCACUAGGGCCAGCUCCUUUAAGUGA
Peromyscus leucopus (white-footed mouse) is the source of this 939-nucleotide messenger RNA. Its product is annotated as olfactory receptor 1J4-like. Gene Ontology annotation, biological process: G protein-coupled receptor signaling pathway. Gene Ontology annotation, cellular component: membrane. Lineage: Eukaryota; Metazoa; Chordata; Mammalia; Rodentia; Cricetidae. The record is from RefSeq and is a predicted model, not a curated record. The coding region runs from base 1 to 939 and encodes 312 amino acids. The transcript has a single exon. Gene Ontology annotation, molecular function: G protein-coupled receptor activity; olfactory receptor activity.